This is a messenger RNA of Aspergillus heteromorphus CBS 117.55, 1385 nucleotides long. RefSeq names its product cysteine synthase A. The record is from RefSeq and is a predicted model, not a curated record. Bases 17 to 1138 code for a protein of 373 amino acids. Gene Ontology annotation, molecular function: cysteine synthase activity. The transcript is spliced from 2 exons. Gene Ontology annotation, cellular component: cytoplasm. NCBI's taxonomy places the organism in Eukaryota, Fungi, Ascomycota, Eurotiomycetes, Eurotiales, Aspergillaceae.
AGCAGCAAUUGGCAGCAUGAUCCGGCAGAGCAUCCGGCGAUUCGGCACGACAGCCCUUCGGGCAGCCGAAGCCUCAACCUCAACCUCCUACAACGUGCGCGUGUCCCAAGCGCAAGGCUUCGUCAACGGCCUGACCGAAGCAAUCGGCAACACCCCCCUGAUCCGACUGAAGAAACUCUCCGACGAGACAGGCUGCAACAUCUUGGGCAAAGCGGAAUUCCAGAACCCCGGCGGCAGCGUGAAGGACCGAGCGGCGCUGUUCGUGGUAGAGGAUGCGGAGAAGAAGGGCCUACUGAGAGCGGGCGGUACAGUUGUGGAGGGCACGGCCGGAAACACGGGAAUCGGGCUGGCGCACGUGUGUCGGUCCAAGGGGUAUAAGCUGGUGAUCUACAUGCCCAACACGCAGUCGCAGGGCAAGAUUGACCUGCUGCGGUUGCUGGGGGCGGAGGUCUACCCGGUGCCGGCCGUUGCGUUCGACAACCCGCAGAACUACAACCACCAGGCCCGCAGGCACGCGGAAUCGCUGGACAACGCCGUGUGGACCAACCAGUUCGAUAACACGGCGAACCGCCAGGCGCAUAUCGAGACGACCGGGCCGGAGAUCUGGGCGCAGACGGGCGGGAAGGUCGAUGCGUUUACCUGUGCUACUGGGACGGGGGGCACGCUGGCGGGGAUCACGCGCUACCUGAAGACGGUCAGCGAUGGGAAGGUCAAGAGCUUCCUGGCUGAUCCGCCGGGUAGUGUGCUGCAUAGCUAUAUCCAGAGUGGGGGGAAGCUUACGGACCGUUCGGGCGGCAGUAUCACGGAGGGCAUCGGGCAGGGCCGGGUGACGGACAACCUGCGGCCGGACAUUGGUCUGCUGGACGGAUCGUUGAACAUCCCCGAUGAGAAGUCAAUCGAGAUGGUCUAUCGCUGCCUGGACGAGGAGGGUCUGUACUUGGGGGCUAGCUCGGCGCUGAACGUGGUGGCCGCGCAGGAGGUGGCGAAGAAGCUGGGCCGCGGCAACACGGUGGUGACGAUCCUGUGUGAUGGAGCGUACCGGUACGCGGACCGGCUGUUCUCGGAGUCGUGGCUGCAGACGAAGGGGUUGAGGAGCGCCGUCCCGAAGCACUUGGAGCGGUACAUUGUGCUGCCUUAGAUAGUUGUAUACCUCCGUACAUCCUGUGUCAUAUAUUCACACUUCAUCUUCCAUUCAACCACUGUAUCCCUAUGCCACGAUGACUGCUCUUCCCUUCCAUCCCCCCUCGUCUAUCCUUCACCUCACCCACGCCAAACACUAAAUCCAGUACAUGUACCCCCAAAAUCCCCAUCAACCGCAACAACCAACCCCAUUGAACACAGGCUCUCGUUCCUCUUCCAUGACACCCAGAUGUAGAUAAUACCCA